CCAAAAAGUUAGAACAAGAUCAAAAGAAGAGUUUCCAUGGAAAUGGAUGGCCUUGGAUCUUUGAACAUAAUUGAAGUGUGUAGGGUAUCYCCUUCUCCUUCACCUGCCCAUAGCUCCCUUCCUCUCACUUUCUUCGACAUCCUUUAUUUGAAACAYCAUCCAAUUCAACAACUUUUCUUYUACCAAUUACCAUCCAUUGACRCUGAGRUCUCAUUUCUUGACSCCAUUCUCCCAAAGCUCAAAACCUCCCUCUCGCUCGCUCUCGGCCGCUAUCUUCCUCUCGCCGGGAACCUCCUUUGGCCCCACCACUCCGUCCUCCCCACCGUUGAGUUUGUCGAAGGUGACACUGUUUUGUUGACGGUGGCCAAGUCCGACGCCGACUUUCACCAUCUUUCUGGCAAUGGGUUUCGUAAUGUUGCAGAAUAUCAUCCUCUCGUCCCUAAGUUGUCUAUGUCUUGUGAUCGGGUCGCAGUUAUUGCUCUCCAAGUCACUGCGUUUCGAAAUAGAGGAUUUUCUAUUGGAAUAACCAUUCACCAUGCAGUUAUGGAUGGAAGAACUUCARCUUCGUUUGUCAAUUCAUGGGCUCGUAUUUGCAAUACUCUUCAYGUCACUGGAGAAUUGUCUUUUCCAACCACGACAUAUGACAGACCAUCUAUCGAAGAUCCGACGGGUCUUACAGAAACUUACGCGAAUGCAUGGCUGAACCAGGAAGGACCCAACAACCGGAGCUUGAACAUCAAGUUACCCAAAACUUCACCCACCUUAAUCCGAUGCACUCUGGAGUUGAGUCCCCAAAACAUCCAAAAGCUAAAGCAACGGCUUCUAAAGCAGCAGCAGCAGAGUAAUUGUGAUUAUCACAAUAAUUAUAUCUCUUCGUUUGUGGUGGCAACUGCUUACCUCUGCGUCUGCAUGGCCAAGACCGAAGCCUUGAAAGAGGGAAGCUUGGUAAUCGUAUUCCCCGCGGACGUUAGAGCUCGUUUGGAACCGCCUCUUCCUCCAAACUACUUUGGAAAUUGUUUGGUUCCUCGCUAUGCUUUGAUGGAAAGAAGUGAGAUUUUGAGUGAAAAUAAAGGGGCAGCUGUGGCUGGCAAGGCAAUAUUUGAGGYCAUUAGAAGUUUGGAAAAAGGAGCCUUGAAAGGGGCAGAGGAGUGGAGAUUUGUCAUAGAUAAUUAUUCAAGCAAUAACACUGAUAUUUCUGCUUUACCAGAAGGCCUGCUUGUAAUUGGUGGGUCGCACAAGUAUGAAGUUUACAGUGCGGAUUUUGGGUGGGGGAAGCCGAGGAAGGUGGAAUUGGUGUCGGCUGAUGAAUCGUCGGYAAUUAUUUCUCUAACUGAGAGUGGAAAUGGCGAUGGUGGGAUGGAGAUUGGAUUGGUUAAGGAGAAGGAUGAGAUGGAAAGUUUCGUUGCUUUGUUUGCUCAAGGUCUUCAAUCUCUUUGAAAACAUAAAUAUCGACACUUAAGAAAAAGGGGAUUCCGGGCUAGAAAGGACUGUCAAUUACUACCCAACUAAGCUAAGCUUGUGACUUUUAAUAAGGAUUCUUGAAUUUAAGGUGCASUUUYAAGGUUUUUGCCUA
Momordica charantia (bitter melon) is the source of this 1573-nucleotide messenger RNA. RefSeq names its product phenolic glucoside malonyltransferase 2-like. Lineage: Eukaryota; Viridiplantae; Streptophyta; Magnoliopsida; Cucurbitales; Cucurbitaceae. The record is from RefSeq and is a predicted model, not a curated record.